Molecule: messenger RNA, 1578 nt
Organism: Lethenteron reissneri (Far Eastern brook lamprey)
Lineage: Eukaryota; Metazoa; Chordata; Hyperoartia; Petromyzontiformes; Petromyzontidae
Product: aerolysin-like protein
Source: RefSeq, a predicted model, not a curated record
AUCUUUUAAUCAAUGCAACCAAGAGCAAUUAAGGGUCAGAUGGUGAUAGUCUGAGAAGUGAAAUGUAACAGUUACAAUGAUGCACAAAUCAACAGGGCAUUGAAUGCCAAAACCAGAUCAAAUAACUGCCCAAGUAAUUAAAACGAUCAAAAUACCGCACAUUGCGGGAGUAACUGAUAAAUUAGCCAGAUAUUUGGAAAAACAAAACAUCCCAGUCAGAUUUGGCACGGUACAUAAAAUACAGAAAUUAAUAUCUGGUACACCUCCCCCCCUCCAACCCAGCUUAAAUACACGCUCCAAGCUUGGUGGUGUUUCAUUCUUCACCUGAGGACGGCUGCUUGCGUUGUGGCCGAAACGUCGUGAGAAUUUUUUUAUUAUGUUUUAUUUUUUAUAUUUUAUUACUUCCUUUCUACGUGACGACUUUACCGAAAGAACCAAGAAGAUGAAUCCCUGCAGUCACGAAAGCUUUAAAUCGAAAAAUACAAAAGAUGCGUUACCGAAGCUAUCGACAGAAGGCCGCCUUCAGCAAAUUCCCUGGAUCGUCUAUCCGAGCUUGUCAUUGUUCGUGAAAAGAAAAAGGUUGACAUAAUGUCGUACCCACUUACGCUGCACAUCAUUGGAGGCCAAGGUGGAAAUGCGUUCUCGUUUGAUGGGAGGAGCAAUGCGGCCACGCUGCAGAAACUCUCCGUGAGCGUUGGAGGCUGGCAAGUGAGGGGCGUGGAGGUGUGGCUGACUGACGGGCGAAGGCAGACAUUCGGCACCGUGGACUCCUCUGCUCAGCAGUUUGAAUUCCAGUCGGGCGAGUUCAUGUCGCAGCUCUCCCUGUGGGGCAAUGGGGCCGGCACGCGUCUGGGUGCCAUCAAGUUCAGAACGAGCCGCAACCGUGAGUUCUUUGCCAAGAUGACGGACUGGAAGCUCCAGACAGAGUACAAGAUCGACGUGGGCUCCGGCAUCUGCUUGGGUGUUCAGGGCCGAGCGGGGGCUGACAUCGACUCCAUGGGCUUCCUUUUCAUCAAUGCUGUCAAGUCGUCGGUGAUCCAGAACAUGAAGUACCCAACUAUGCACCAGGUUCGACCUAAUGUGCAGAUGGAGGAGAUUAAAGAAAUGGAGUACAUAAACGACACGAGCGUCAUGCAGUCUCACACCUUCGAGAGCUCCAAGAAGAUAACCAAAACGUCAUCGUGGUCUACGACCAACAAGAUCGAGUUCACCUUCAGCCUGACCGUCUCGGCAGGCAUCCCUGAGGUCGUGGAGGUGGAGACCGGGUUCAGCUUCACCGUGAGCUCUGAGACCACGCACGCAUUGGAGAACUCGGAGGAGCGGAUGGAAACUCUCACGUUCCCUGUCUCAGUUCCUCCGCACAAGACCGUCACCGUUGUCGCCAAAAUCGGGCGUGCAAACAUCGACCUCCCGUACACGGCCCUGCUGCGCAUCACCUGCAUGAACGGCGCUCUCUUUGACGUGCCCCUGAGUGGCGUCUACAAGGGGCUCACCUACACCAAAAUGACCGCCCGUGCUACUGAGAAAUAGAGCAGCAUUUUGUACCGUUUUUGAUCAAAUGUUCUGAGAAUAAUUGUG